This is a messenger RNA of Drosophila bipectinata, 434 nucleotides long. RefSeq names its product mitochondrial translation release factor in rescue. Gene Ontology annotation, molecular function: translation release factor activity. NCBI's taxonomy places the organism in Eukaryota, Metazoa, Arthropoda, Insecta, Diptera, Drosophilidae. The record is from RefSeq and is a predicted model, not a curated record. Gene Ontology annotation, biological process: translational termination. Gene Ontology annotation, cellular component: mitochondrion.
AUGCUUCGGAAUCUGGUGCGUCUUCUGGUGCUUCCACCACCCGGCCUUCGUUGUAAAUCCACUGGCCAUCUUGACUACUCCCGGUAUCCAACCCUCCAAGAGUCGGACAUCGAAGAGACCUUCACACGGGGUAGUGGGCCCGGUGGCCAGGCGGUCAACAAGACGUCUAACUGUGUGUUUCUCCGCCACCUGCCCACCAACAUAACCAUCAAGUGCCACACACAUAGACUGGCAUCUAAGAACCGGGUGGAGGCUCGAAAACUGCUCCUCGAGAAGCUCGACGCUCAUUUAAAUGGAGAGAACUCUAUAGCGGCACAAAUCAAGGCCCAAGAGCAGAGGAAAUCCACCGAGCGGAGACGCCGUCAGAACAAGCUGCAGGAAUUAAAAAAGAACUGGCAGGAUAGAGAACGCACCGAUGGGGAUUAAUCCUUGAG